This is a messenger RNA of Guyanagaster necrorhizus, 1038 nucleotides long. Its product is annotated as dehydrogenase. Gene Ontology annotation, molecular function: oxidoreductase activity, acting on NAD(P)H. Bases 1 to 1038 code for a protein of 345 amino acids. The transcript has 6 exons. The record is from RefSeq and is a predicted model, not a curated record. Lineage: Eukaryota; Fungi; Basidiomycota; Agaricomycetes; Agaricales; Physalacriaceae.
AUGAAAGCCGUCGUCACCUUGGGAAAUUCCAAGGUAGCUUUGAAGUCAGAUGUACCCGUACCAGAGCCCGGUCCAGGACAGAUUCUUGUCAAAGUCAUCGCCGCGACCCAAAAUCCGCCUGAUUGCGAGUCCUGUGUUAAUGUAACUACGGGCUUGGUGAUAGGUCUUGAUUAUGCGGGCAUAGUGGUUGAUAUUGGCCCGGACGUCCCUACUGGUCAGCGGUAUGUCGGUGAACGAGUCGCAGGGUUUAUCAAUGGUGGUAAAACAAAAGAAUGGACUGGGACCUUUGCAGAGUACUGUUUGGCCGAGGCCCACUUGGUGCUAAAUCUGCCCGAUUCCAUGAGUUUCGAAGACGCCUCGAGUCUCGGACUCGCCGGGUUUACAGCGUGUCAGCUGCUCUGGCUUAAUCAUCGUGCUCUCCCGACGCCCGAUGCACCAACGCAAAAGCCUUUUCCUCUUCUGGUUUGGGGUGGUGCGUCCUCCGUUGGCCAGUAUGCGAUCCAACUAGCCAAGCUCUCUGGUCUCACGGUCAUCACUACCACAUCUCCGAAGAAUUUGGAUUUGGUCAAGUCUCUUGCGGCAGACGCUGCGUUUGACUACCGAGAUCCGGGUGUUAUCUCUAAGAUUAAGCAGUUCACGGGCGACGAGCUGUCUGAGGCUGUCGAUUGCAUCUCUACGAAGGACACGAUCGUCCAGGUCGAGCAAUCUCUGGGCAAGAAUGGUGGACACAUAGCCACUAUCAUGCCGGUAUCUGUGACGCGCCCAGAUGUGACUUGCGAGUUUAUGCCCGUGUAUACGCUCCUCGGUCGGGUCAUCGAUUUCGGGCCUGCCUAUCAAUACCCUGUCAUCCCCAAACAUGUCCAUGCUGGGGAACGUUUCGGAAAGAUGAUGAGUGAACUGUUGACGGCAGGAAAAUUGAGGGCGAAUCCGGUCAAGAUCGUACCUAACGGCUUGGCGGAUGCGCAGCAGUUUGAGUAUCAUGAACAAGGAAAGUUGAGCGCGGAGAAGACUGUUUAUCGGAUUUCCGACACACCGUAA